AAAAGCCACUCGCCUCUCCCGUUCCUAUCGCGUCCUCAUAUUAUAAACCAAGUGGAAGUUGGAUAGGAACAGUGUAGGGAUGCAGAUGGAGGUAGAGCCGCAGGUAGUGUUAAAUUCGGGGCGGAGGAUGCCGGUGCUCGGCAUGGGGACGGCCACCUACCCGGUGCCGCCCGACGAAACCACAACGACGGCGGUGAUCGACGCCAUCGGGCUCGGGUACCGCCACUUGGACACGGCCAGCGUCUACUGCUCGGAGCGGGCCGUCGGCCGGGCCAUAGCGACCGCUCUGGAGAGAGGGCUAAUCGGCAGCCGCGACGAGCUCUUCGUCACCACCAAGCUGUGGUGCACCGACAUGCACGCCGACCGCGUCGUCCCUGCACUGCAAGAGUCUCUCAGGACUUUGGGAUUGGAGUACAUCGAUCUGUAUCUUAUCCACUACCCUGUUAGACUAAAAGGUGAGAAACGAAUGGUUUUCACCGGCGAGGACAUGAUUCCCUUGGACAUGCCAACCGUGUGGGAAGCAAUGGAGAAAUGUCAGAGUCUAGGUUUAGCUAAAUCUAUCGGGGUGAGCAACUUCACAUGCAAGAAGCUAGCUGACCUACUCAACCAUGCAAGAAUUCCACCUGCCGUGAACCAGGUGGAGGUGAAUCCUAUUUGGCAGCAAAGAAAACUACGAGACUUCUGCUCGGAGAAGGGAAUUCAUGUGAGUGCAUACUCUCCGCUUGGCGCAGUUGGAGUCUUAUGGGGACUAUCGCCCCCGGGGCUUGCCCUGGGGCCCUCGGCCGUGAUGCUCGAGGCGUUCCUCAGCCUAACCAAACAAGUGCAGACUAUGGCGAGCAUGAUACACACGCUCGCCCCGAUCGUUCCCCAAAUCGUGCAACUGGUGAUGCCCCCGACCAAUCUGGCCCGGCAACCCCCGAACAGGGAACAGCUUGGGAUCAAGGAGGCCUCUAGGCGAGCGAUAGACCCGAGGGGUCCUCCCAAGCAGAUCACACGUGCACCUUACCGAGCCACGCUACCUCAUUUGGAGCCUGACACCAUAUCGUCCGACUCGACGGUUGACUCGUUUAAAGUCCAGUUGUCCCGGACAUAUGAUAGAGGCUCUGAUCCCAUGGAGCAUAUCUCAGUAUUCCGGGCCCAAAUGACCCUCUAUGGUGCCUCCGAUGCGUUGAUGUGUCGAGCGUUUCCAACCACUCUGAGAGGGCCGGUGCGGAUGUGGUUCAAUCGGCUAUGCCAAGCUUCAGUCUUGUCCUUCGACCAGCUGGCCGAGGAAUUUGAGCAAAACUUCCUCGCCAGCGCGCUGUAA
This is a messenger RNA of Musa acuminata subsp. malaccensis (wild Malaysian banana), 1306 nucleotides long. Lineage: Eukaryota; Viridiplantae; Streptophyta; Magnoliopsida; Zingiberales; Musaceae. The record is from RefSeq and is a predicted model, not a curated record.